Messenger RNA from Microthlaspi erraticum, 1470 nucleotides. Lineage: Eukaryota; Viridiplantae; Streptophyta; Magnoliopsida; Brassicales; Brassicaceae. The record is from the annotation of a GenBank genome assembly.
AUGGCAUCUCCCGCCGUCUGUACCGCACAAAAACCACACGUAGUUUGCGUUCCUCACCCUGCUCAAGGCCACAUCAACCCUAUGCUGAAAGUGGCUAAACUCCUCCACGCCAGAGGCUUCCACGUCACCUUUGUCAACACCGUCUACAACCACAACCGUCUCCUCCGAUCCCGUGGCCCCAACGCUCUAGACGGACUUCCUUCUUUCUGGUUCGAAUCCAUCCCUGACGGCUUACCGGAGACCACCGAUGGGGAUAAGACGCAAGAUAUCCCUUCCCUUUGCGUCUCCACCACGAAAUACUGUCUUGCUCCGUUCAAGGAGCUUCUCCGACGGCUUAACACGGGAGAUGAUGUCCCUCCGGUGAGCUGUAUUGUUUCUGACGGUGUGAUGAGCUUUACUCUGGACGCAGCGGAGGAGCUCGGUGUCCCGGACGUUGUGUUCUGGACUACCAGUGCUAGUGGUUUCAUGACUUUUCUACAAUUUAAUCGCUUUAUCGAAAAAGGUUUAUCUCCUUUUAAAGAUGAAAGUUACAUGUCUGAGGAGCAUUUAGACAUGGUUAUAGAUUGGAUACCGUCGAUGAAGAAUCUUAGGUUAAAAGACAUCCCUAGCUUCAUACGUACCACUAAUCCUGACGACGUAAUGCUUAAUUUCGUCAUUAGAGAAGUCGAGCAGUUAAAACGUGCCACUGCGAUCAUUCUCAAUACGUUUGAUGACCUCGAGCAUGACGUUAUCGAGUCCAUGCAAUCUAUGGAGUUACCUCCGGUUUAUUCGAUUGGACCGGUUCAUCUUCUAGCGAACCGGGAAACCGACGAGGUUAGUGAGAUUGGAUUAAAUUUGUGGAGAGAGGAGACCGAGUGUUUGGAUUGGCUCGACGGUAAGGCUCGAAACAGCAUCGUUUUUGUUAACUUUGGAUGCAUAACGGUGAUGAGUGCGAAGCAGCUUGUUGAGUUUGCUUGGGGUUUGGCGGCGAGUGGGAAAGAGUUUCUGUGGGUGAUCCGGCCGGAUUUGGUUGCUGGAGAGGAGGCGGUGGUUCCGCCGGAGUUUUUAGCGGAGACGGCGGACCGGAGAAUGAUGGCGAGUUGGUGUCCUCAAGAGAAAGUUCUUUCUCAUCCGGCGAUCGGAGGAUUCUUGACGCAUUGCGGAUGGAAUUCGACGCUGGAGAGUCUGUGCGGCGGUGUUCCGAUGAUAUGUUGGCCGUUUUUUGCGGAGCAGCCGACGAAUUGUAAGUUUUGCUGUGAUGAGUGGGGAGUAGGGAUGGAGAUCGGAGGGGAUGUGAUGAGAGAUGAGGUUGAAGCGGUGGUUAGAGAGCUGAUGGAUGGAGAGAAGGGGAAGAAAUUGAGAGAGAAGGCGGAGGAGUGGCGGCGAUUGGCGGAGGAAGCGACGGAGGUUAAACGUGGUUCUUCGGUUGUGAAUUUUGAGAAGCUUGUUAAUAUCCUUUUGGGUCAGAACCAACGCAGUGAACAAAUGUAA